Helobdella robusta is the source of this 414-nucleotide messenger RNA. RefSeq lists its product as hypothetical. The record is from RefSeq and is a predicted model, not a curated record. Lineage: Eukaryota; Metazoa; Annelida; Clitellata; Rhynchobdellida; Glossiphoniidae. The transcript has 2 exons. The annotation marks the transcript as partial.
UCGGGCCAAAUACUGCACAAGGGAACGAGAUUGUGCCUUAGCCUGUCAGACGACAAAACGAAACUGACAAUGGAACAAUGUAAGGGCCUCACUAGGCAGUCCUGGGUCUGGGGACCACGCGGCAGGCCCUCCCCUCCAACGGUACCCCCCUCAGAUGGGGAUGGAAAUAGGCAGGCCCUGGUCGAUAUUAACUCAAUGAAUAAUGCUGAAUAUUAUGAAGAGGAGGAAGAGGGGCAAGAAGAUGGCGAAAAUAAUAAUAAAAAUAAUAAUAAAAGUAAAAACGACAACAACAAUAAUAAGAGUAGUAACAACAACAACAACAAGAAUAAUAACAAUAAUAAUAAUAAAAAUAAUAAUAAAAAUACAGAGGAAGACGAAGAAGAGUAUUAUGAUGAAGAGGAGAAGAAGCAGUGA